Molecule: messenger RNA, 2547 nt
Organism: Aplosporella prunicola CBS 121167
Lineage: Eukaryota; Fungi; Ascomycota; Dothideomycetes; Botryosphaeriales; Aplosporellaceae
Exons: 2
Coding region: 1-2547 (848 amino acids)
Source: RefSeq, a predicted model, not a curated record
AUGAGCCCACACAGCUCCAGUACCCCUAGCGGAUCCCGCCCAGCAUCUCUAUAUCCUCCCGGCGACUUCCGUAACUCGGCAUUGAACGAAAUCAAUGACAUCAAGUGCGAUGUCAUGGUCAACUGGCUUCAUUCACAGCAAGAAGAGAAGCUGUGGAGUUCGGGCGAGUAUGAAGAAGGUAUUGUUUUGAAAAAAGGCCGUGGCCAGUACACCUGCUGUCCCGCAGAACUGGCAAAUGAGCCCGCUGGCUUCUUCAAAGCUGUCGAGCAGCUUAACGUCCGAGUUGCAAUGACUGUCAACACGCGCGUCAUCAAAAUCAUUCUGCACAACAACAGCCUACCAUACAUCGAGAUCCAAAGGGGACUGCGCGUCCAGGUCUUGCCGGACAUGUCGUACCUUCCGCAAUCUCAGAAACACCAGUUUGCAGCCUUUAUCGCUGACCGAGGCAUUUUGGUCGUCUGGGAAGAUCAGCCGAAGAAGCUUCUCGAGCGCGUCAACAACAUCGAGCAUGCCUUGAUGGAUAUGAUAUGGCAAGACGAAUCCGCAUAUCCAGAUGAGAAUGAGAAGAAAGAAGCCAUGUAUCAGGUCCACGAGGACGAUGGAAGUGACGCCGAAUCAGCAGAGGAGAAACCUCGCCAAACAGUUCUCAUCCAGCCUCUCUUGACCGCUUGCACCCUCAUCCUCACACUUGCUGCCAUUGGGUCUGGUUGGCGACAGAUUGCCAUCGAGGUUGCCGUCGAUGGUGGCUACAUACGGCUUGCAUUUAUCGCCGUCGUACUUCCCCAGAUGUGGCUUGCCCUUUUCUUCUUCCAGGCCCUCGUCGGUAACGUGUCUCAAAUCAUUGGCCCAAUCGACCAGGUCAACCAGAACACCAAGUACUACUCUGGUAUCGCACCGCGGCGACUAAACCGCGAUAUCGGCCCGCUUCCACACAUCACCAUCCAGAUGCCGGUCUACAAGGAGGGUCUACACACUGUCAUUGAGCCCACGAUCCGCUCGAUCAAGGCCGCGAUUUCGACGUAUGAGAUGCAGGGCGGCACAGCCAACAUCUUUGUGAACGACGACGGCAUGCAAUUGAUUUCGGACGAGGAGGCACGCCAGCGACAGGACUUUUACGACGAGCACAACGUCGGGUGGGUCGCGCGGCCGAAGCACAACCCCAAGCCCGCCGAGGGCGAAGUGGCAUUCCACCGACGGGGCAAGUUCAAGAAGGCCUCGAACAUGAACUACGCGCUGUGGGUCAGCAACCGGGUCGAAGACAAGCUUGCGCAGGGCGAGCGGCCCGAGUACUGGACGCCGGAAGACGAGGCGACGGUGUACCGGCAGGCGCUGAGCGAGGUGGUGGACGAAGACGAAGGCCGCACGUGGGCUGACGGCAACAUCCGCGUCGGCGACUACAUCCUGCUGGUGGACUCGGACACGCGGGUGCCGCAAGACUGCUUCCUGGACGCGGUGAGCGAGAUGGAGCAGUCGCCGCAGGUGGGCAUCCUGCAGUACUCGUCGGGGGUGAUGAACGUGACGGACAGCUUCUUCGAGAAGGGCAUCACGUACUUUACGAACCUGAUCUACACGCAGAUCCGGUACGCGGUGGCGUGCGGGGACGUGGCGCCGUUUGUGGGGCACAACGCGGUGCUGCGGUGGUCGGCGGUGCAGAACAUUGCGUACGACUGCGCGCUGGACGGGCGCGAGAAGUACUGGUCGGAGGCGACGGUGUCGGAGGACUUCGACAUGGCGCUGCGGCUGCAGACGGUCGGGUACGUCGUGCGGCUGGGGGCGUACACGGGCGAAGGCUACAAAGAGGGCGUGUCGCUGACGGUGUACGACGAGCUGGCGCGGUGGGAAAAGUACGCGUACGGGUGCUCGGAGCUGCUCUUCCACCCUCUACGGUACUGGCCCACGCGCGGGCCCUUCACCCAGCUCUUCCGCCGCUUCAUCGCCUCCAGCAUGCCGCUGCACUCUAAACUCACCAUCAUGGCCUACAUCGGCACGUACUACGCGAUCGGGUCGGCGUGGGCGCUGACGCUGCUGAACUACUUCCUGGUGGGCUGGCUGCUGGGCUACUACGACCACUACUACAUCGACAGCUUCAAGAUCUACUUUGCGAUCAUCGUGGUGUUCUCUGCGCUGGGCAACCUCGCGCUGGGCGUGCUGCGCUACCGCACGGGCGAGAAGCCGCUGCUGCCCGCGCUGGUCGAGUGCUUCUCGUGGGUCUUCCUACUGACGCUCUUCCUGGGCGGCAUCUCGCUGCACGUGGCGCAGGCGCUGCUGUGCCACCUCUUCUCCAUCGACAUGAGCUGGGGCGCCACGGCCAAGGAGGUCGAGCACAUUACCUUCUUCGACGAGAUCCCGCGUGUGCUUAAGCGCUUCAAGUACACGUUUGCGUUUUGCGUCGCUGCGCUCGUCAUGAUGGUUGCGGGCGCGACGGUGUUUCCGCCUCUGUGGAGGAUCCAGACGUUCGUUGCUAUUUACCCCCUCUCCACCAUUGUGUUUGCGCAUAUGUUUUUGCCCAUCUUUUUGAAUCCGAACUUGAUGCUGUUUACGUGGUAG